Messenger RNA from Aplysia californica (California sea hare), 1603 nucleotides. Its product is annotated as adenylosuccinate lyase. Gene Ontology annotation, biological process: 'de novo' AMP biosynthetic process. Gene Ontology annotation, molecular function: N6-(1,2-dicarboxyethyl)AMP AMP-lyase (fumarate-forming) activity; (S)-2-(5-amino-1-(5-phospho-D-ribosyl)imidazole-4-carboxamido) succinate lyase (fumarate-forming) activity. Gene Ontology annotation, cellular component: cytosol. The record is from RefSeq and is a predicted model, not a curated record. NCBI's taxonomy places the organism in Eukaryota, Metazoa, Mollusca, Gastropoda, Aplysiida, Aplysiidae.
UCUUCUAAAAGAAAUCUGACAAUAGCCAAUCAAGACGUGGGCGUGGGAAACGACAGACUUAGCGAGAAAGCGAAACUUGAAAGUGAAAGAAAAUGGCGACGCCCAUGGAAAUCAGCGCGGAACAUUUGAUUUACCGAACACCUUUAGCUUCAAGGUAUGCAAGCGAUGCUAUGAAAAAAAAUUUCAGUGAUUUCAAGAAAUUUUCAACGUGGAGGAAGCUAUGGCUUUUCCUUGCUAAGGCAGAAAAGGCUCUUGGAUUACAGAUAACAGAUGAGCAAAUUGAGGAGAUGGAGCAGAACAUUGAGAACAUAGACUUCAAAAUGGCUGCCAAGGAGGAAAAGAAGUUCCGGCAUGAUGUCAUGGCGCACGUACAUACCUUCGGAGCUGUUUGCCCUAAAGCUGCUUCUAUCAUUCAUUUAGGGGCCACUUCAUGCUAUGUCGGGGAUAACACGGACCUGAUUGUUCUGCGUGAUGGUCUAGACAUCCUGAAGCCUAAGGUGGCCUCGUGUGUGGACCAACUGGCCAAGUUUGCAGAAAAGCACAAGUCCUUGCCGUGCCUCUCCUACACCCAUCUACAAGCUGCUCAAGUGUCCACUGUGGGCAAGAGAGCUUGCAUCUGGGCCCAGGACCUGCUGACCGAUCUCACCAGCCUGGAGCGUCUGGCCCGCGACCUGCGCUUCCGCGGGGUCAAGGGCACCACAGGCACGCAGGCCAGCUUCCUGUCACUGUUUGAAGGGGAUGCGGCCAAAGUGGAGCGUCUGGACGAUAUGGUCACUGAAAUGGCCGGUUUCAAGAACCAUUACAUUAUCUGUGGACAGACAUAUCCAAGGAAAGUUGAUGUGGAUGUCUUGUCUGUGCUGGCCAGCUUUGGCGCGACUGUGCAUAAGGCUCCAGUGCCAUGCCCUACAAGCGGAACCCCAUGCGGAGCGAGCGCUGCUGCUCCCUGGCCCGCCUGCUGAUGGCCCAGGUUCAGAACCCGCUUGCCACGGCCUCGGUGCAGUGGAUGGAGCGAACCCUGGACGACAGCGCCAACCGGCGCGUGUGUCUGCCCGAGGCUUUCCUUGCGGCCGACGCUCUCCUCAACACACUGCUCAACAUCGUGGAGGGCUUGGUCGUCUACCCGAAGGUGAUCGCCCGGCGUCUGAACGAAGAGCUUCCCUUCAUGGCCACGGAGAACGUCAUCAUGGCCAUGGUGAAGGCUGGAGGAAACCGACAAGAGUGCCAUGAGAAACUGCGGUGCCUGGCCCUGCAGAGCGCAGCCCUGAUGAAGCAAGAGGGUACGCCCUGCGACUUCCUGCAGCGGAUCGAGACUGACCAGUACUUCCAGCCCAUCCAUGACAAGCUGGACAGCCUGGUGGAGGCGGGCUCUUUCGUCGGGCUGUCGGUUAACCAGGUCGACCGUUUCUUGUCGGUGGAGGUGGCUCCAGCGCUGGAGAGGUACCAAGGAUGUCUGUCACAGUCGGUCAAGCUGGAGAUAUAGUGGACACCUUUCUCCUCCGCCUACACGCCUCAUAUCAUGUAUUACAAUCUUGUCACAUUUCAGUCUGUUCAGUCUGCGUCGCCUCUGUUAUAAUGUUGCAACUUGGGCGGAUAAAAUUCAAAA